AUGGAAAGUGCAUUUUCAGUGUUCAGUGAAAUGAUUGAAAGAGAUGUUAGCCCUAAUGUUGAUACAUAUUACCCUUUAGUGAGUGGCCUCCGUAAGGUUGGAAGGAUGGAGAGAAUGAAUGAAUUUGUAGAUGAGAUCCUGAAGAAGGGAAUUGAGUUGGGCCAAGUUGGGUUUAAUACUAUGAUUAACGUGUGUUACAAGGAAGGAAUGAUAGAUAAAGCUCUUGGUUUGCAUGUUAUCAUGCAGAAGAAAGGAUUUAUGCUUGAUGUGUUUUUAUAUGACAUGAUAUCUAAUGGGUUAUGUGAAUUGGGUCAGAUGGAUGAAGCGAAAACACUGUUGAGCAUUAUGGUGAAAAGGAGUGCGACCUUUGACAUGGGUAGCUUUACUCAUUUUCUUGGCAGAUUAGGUCAUCGUGGAAGCGAAAAGGCUGUUUCUGAGGAGGAGUAA
Messenger RNA from Camellia sinensis, 447 nucleotides. Lineage: Eukaryota; Viridiplantae; Streptophyta; Magnoliopsida; Ericales; Theaceae. The record is from RefSeq and is a predicted model, not a curated record.